This is a messenger RNA of Erigeron canadensis, 846 nucleotides long. RefSeq lists its product as uncharacterized. NCBI's taxonomy places the organism in Eukaryota, Viridiplantae, Streptophyta, Magnoliopsida, Asterales, Asteraceae. Gene Ontology annotation, molecular function: zinc ion binding; nucleic acid binding. The record is from RefSeq and is a predicted model, not a curated record.
AUGGCUGCCACAAUGAAGCAUAUGAUGACAAAUUUCUCCAAGCUUGAUAAGUUUGAAGGAAUGGACUUUCGGAGAUGGCAAAAGAAGAUGCACUUUCUCCUUACCACCAUGAAAGUGGUUUAUGUGUUGAGCACUCCUUGUCCAGAAGAUGGUGAUGAUGCAACUGUUGAUCAAACUCGGAAAAGGAACAAAUGGGAGAAUGAUGACUACAUUGCUCGAGGAUUAAUCCUCAAUGGUAUGUCUGAUGCUCUUUUUGAUAUUUACCAAAAUCAUGCUUUUGCUAAAGGACUAUGGGACUCUUUAGAGACCAAGUAUAUGACUGAGGAUGCCUCUGGUCAAUUCACACAACAUAAAAUGAAUAUGGAUGAGGCUAUUCAAGUCUCUAGUAUCAUUGAUACUCCGUCGUGGAAAUAAUUUAAACAUUCUUUGAAACACAAAAAGGAGGAGUUAACUCUUGUUGAGUUGGGUAGUCAUUUGCGUAUUGAGGAAUCCCUCAGGGCGCAAGAUAUUGACAACGUUGCUGGUACGUCUUCUGUCAAUAUGGUGGAACAUAAAAAAUCCACUGGAUAUAAUGACAAGAAGGGGAAACGAAAACAUCAAGAAACUAACAAAGCUGGUCCCAACAAGAAGUCUAAGUUAGCUUGUUGGAAGUGUGGCAAAUCUGGACACUUGAAACGGGAUUGUAGAGUUAAUAUUGGUAAUAAAAAUACCAAUGGAUCCGGCACAAGCGGUUCGGGAAAUGGUUUUAACAACCAAAACUCGAAAGGAUGAUGAUGUUGCGUGGUGGGUUGACUCGGGUACUAAUACCCAUGUGUGCAAGGAUAGAUGUUGGUUCAAGACUUACGA